AUGUAUGACUUGUACAAAUCUUUCCAUUUUUCAAGUCGAUCCAAUCGAUUCGUUCGUAGAGCUAUUUACUCGAUCGCAGACAUUUCUGGAACACCUCUAACAAAGGGACAAAUAGUCAAUUUUGAAAGAACUUAUUGUCAACCACUUUCAGAUAUGAAUCUAUCUGAUUCAGAAGGGAAAAACUUGUAUCAACCUAUUGCCGAUACUAAGUACCAAGCUGUGACUGUUGUUUUCUUGAUCUACCCAAUUGGUCAAGGAAGCUUUUCUGAUGGUAUGCCUCUAAGAAUUUAUGGUACUUUCAACUUCAUGAUUGUAUUCCAGGAUGAGCACAACAUCCUUAUGCACCCAUUUCACAUGCUAUGCGUAACUAUUGUAUUUGACGGCUCCCUAUUUAGUGUUAUGCAUGGUUCUUUGGUAACCUCUAGUUUGAUCAGGGAAACCACAGAAAAUAAAUCUGCUAAUGAAGGUUACAUAUUCAGUCAAGAAGAAGAAACUUAUAAUAUCGUAGCCGCUCAUGGUUAUUUUGGCCAAUUGAUCUUCCAAUUUGCUAGUUUCAACAACUCUCGUUCUUUACAUUUCUUCCUAACUGAUUGCCCUGUAGUAGGUAUCUGGUUCACUGCUUUAGGUAUCAGCACUAUGGCUUUUAACCUAAAUGGUUUCAAUUUCAAACAAUCGGUAGUUGAUUGUCAAGGACGUGUAAUUAAGACUUGGGUUGAUAUCAUUAACCGUGCUAACCUUAGUAUGGAAGUUAUGCAUGAACGUAAUGCUUAUAAUUUCCCUCUAGACUUAGCUGCUAUCGAAGCUCCAUAGGCAAAUGGAUAA
Lactuca sativa (garden lettuce) is the source of this 822-nucleotide messenger RNA. RefSeq names its product photosystem II protein D1. The record is from RefSeq and is a predicted model, not a curated record. Gene Ontology annotation, cellular component: chloroplast thylakoid membrane; photosystem II. NCBI's taxonomy places the organism in Eukaryota, Viridiplantae, Streptophyta, Magnoliopsida, Asterales, Asteraceae. Gene Ontology annotation, biological process: photosynthesis, light reaction; photosynthetic electron transport in photosystem II.